This is a messenger RNA of Rhea pennata, 1205 nucleotides long. It is a transcript of the gene DYDC1, whose product is annotated as DPY30 domain containing 1. Lineage: Eukaryota; Metazoa; Chordata; Aves; Rheiformes; Rheidae. The coding region runs from base 171 to 653 and encodes 160 amino acids. The record is from RefSeq and is a predicted model, not a curated record. Gene Ontology annotation, cellular component: Set1C/COMPASS complex. The transcript has 4 exons.
GCGUCCUGCGGCCGCUUCCGCCGGUGACGUUGUGGCCGUUACGUCCGUUACGGCGCUGGAGCCGGCGUUGGGUGUGAGGAGCGGACCGUAGCAGCGGGGAGGGAGGCGCCCCGCGAGCUAGCUCUGGCCUGUCCCCUUGGGAGCCGGUGUGAAGGUGAAGGUAGGUGUAAAUGGAAUCUCAGUACCUGAAGAGAUGUCUCGGAAGUUGCUUAGUAAAGGGACUAGCAGAGGUUGUAGAACGUCGGCCAGCAGACCCAAUAGAGUACCUGGCACACUGGAUUCAUAAUUACAGGAGAAUCUUGGAUGAAGAACAAAAGAGAAUUUUGGAGAGGACCGAGUUGGAACAAGAACGGGAAGCUGCCUUGGUAGAACUCAAAAUUUUAGAAAAAAUGAAGGAAGAAGAACUUAUAAUCCAGCAGAAACUCGAAGAAGAACGUCAGGUUAAUAAUAAGUAUAACAGAUCUCACAGCAGAAAUGGAACAAGAAAGGUCCCAGCCUAUCUGAAAGCAGUAAAUAUAUUUUCUACACAUUACCUGCUGAUCCUGAAGAGUAAUGACUUAUUGUCAGUUAUGUAUUUUAUACAGAGAGUUGAUUUAUGUAACCUGCUGUUUCUAUUUGCUGUGCUUUGUGGGCAUUUAUAUAAAGUCUGUUAAUUCUGGCAGGCAGUGCUUCCUUGUUGUUCUUAAAUCAUAAUAGCUAGCAUGACUGAUUUAGAGGAAAACUGUAACUAAUAAGAAAGCAGUAAAUGUAUUUUCUACUUUUGAUUCCUGAAAUUUUGAACUGAAUAUAAGUAAGUAAUCUAUCAAGGUUAUGUUGGGAUAGAGGUGAAAAUAUGGUAAUUUGAGUCAAAAGAAUAAAAAAAUAUUGAAACAUGAUUUUUCCAAGGAUUUGAAUGGUUUCUGAUUUGGAAAUGGAAUGUUUUCAAGUUCUACACAGCUAGCUCAACCCAAAAAGUAAUUGCAAGAUUUAUGCUAUCUAGAAGAGGUAAAUUGAGCUCUCUGUGGCUUAUAGACAGACAUACUAAAAGAUCUUGUCUAACUUAAAAAUCGUGAGGUAUGUUUUGUAAUAAUAGGGGUUUACUCUAGGCUUUAUAGCCUUUUAUGUUCAUUAUAUGAUACAGGUUAUGCAAAUACUGUACAAGAAUUAUCUACAUACCAUUUUUGGUUAGUAAAAUCUUAAAAUAAUCUUUUGUGCGUUUCUUUUGA